Messenger RNA from Gongylonema pulchrum, 738 nucleotides. Lineage: Eukaryota; Metazoa; Nematoda; Chromadorea; Rhabditida; Gongylonematidae. The record is from the annotation of a GenBank genome assembly.
GGGGCAUUCCCUAUGCGACUAGUUUAUCCGCCGGUGCCUAGUAACGGCACUGUAACUUACCCGGGUGUGAACCAGCUUGCUUGGAACUUGCACCUGCGUCAGGUGGCGUUAAAUUUGAUGACGCUACAAAGGCUGCAAGCGACAAGCAGCACGGAACCGAACUGCAGUACCACCUCGAGCACAAGCAAACAAAACUAUCAAAGCAUCAAUAAUUUGGAAUAUACAGAGCAAAAUUUGCAAGAAUGCGCAAAAUGCAACAAAUGUUUUAACAGCCCGUUAUCACUAGAGCAACACCUACGCGAACAACAUAAUCAGUUCUCGUCAACAAAUGGUUUGGAGAAGCAGUUCGAGUGUAAGCAAUGCGGUAAAACGUUUAAACGAUCAUCGACACUCAGCACACACCUGCUCAUCCACAGCGACACAAGGCCUUAUCCGUGCGAUUACUGCGGCAAGCGAUUUCAUCAGAAAUCCGAUAUGAAGAAGCACACCUACAUUCAUACUGGUGAGAAGCCUCACAAGUGUACGGUAUGUGGUAAAGCUUUUUCGCAGUCAUCCAAUCUGAUUACGCACACCCGAAAGCAUACUGGCUAUAAGCCGUUUGCAUGUGACAUCUGCGGCAGGACAUUUCAGCGGAAGGUGGAUCGUCGUAGACAUCGCGAAAGCCAUCAUGCGGACGAAACUCGGGGUCAUCGAGGUUUGUUACUUUCUUUGUUAAGCAUUUUUGGAUUAUUUUCGUAA